AUGCAAAUCAAGGCUCUUCUUGCAGCCCUCGCGGGCGCAGCCAUGGUGGUCGACGCUGCCGAUAUCCGCCGCUCGCCAAUCCAUGCCGCCAUCGAGCGUCGUCAGAACCGCAAUGGCGGCCAAGGUGGCCAGGGCGGCCAGGGCCAGAACCGAGGUGGCGGCAACGGCAACAACCAGGGCGGUGGCAACGGCAACAACAACAACCAGGGUGGCCAAGGUGGUAAUGGUGGUUUGGCGCUCUCCCAGAACGUCGUGCAGCGCGGCUCCGCCAACGAUGGCAACAACCCUGGCUCCAACGAGCAGGCUGCUUCUGCGACUUCCAACAACAACUUUAUCAACUUUUGCCAGGGCAAGACGUUGACCAACGGUGCCCAGGUCCGCGCUGGAUCCUGCAACGGUAUUCCCAUGGGUAACAUUCCCGCCACCACCAAGAUGGUCUCGAGCGUCUUCAUCAACCCCCAGAACGGCGACAACAUUGCUGCCAAGAAGGACUUUGAUAUCCAGGUGCAAAUGCUCAACUUUGCGCCUGGCUCCUUCACCAACGCCACCAACACCUACUACUCGGCGCCGCAGGACCUCAACCAGCAGGGCGUCAUCAUCGGCCACACCCACGUCACCGUCCAGGACACGGGCAAGACCCUCAACCCCCAGCAGCCUCUGGACCCCCAGAAGUUUGCCUUUUUCAAGGGCAUCAAUGACGCCGGCAACGGCCGCGGCCUCCUCUCGGCCAAGGUCACCGGCGGUCUCCCCGCCGGCAACUACCGCUUGUGCAGCAUGUCUUCCUCUGCCAACCAUCAGCCCGUCCUCAUGCCCGUCGCUCAGCGUGGUGCUCAGGAUGACUGCGUUCGCUUCACCGUUGGUGGCCAGCAGGGUGGCAACAACAACGGCAACGGCGGUGCCAACAACCAAAAUGGCCAGAAGCAGGGCGGUCAACAACAGGGUGGUCAGCAGCAGGGCGGCCAGCAGCAAGGUGGCCAGCAGGGCGGACAGCAGGGUGGACAGCAGGGUGGACAGCAGCGAGGCGGGCAACAGCAGGGUGGCGGCCAGCAGCAGGGUGGUGGCCAACAGGGCGCAGACAAAGGUGGCCUGGUGAACAAUGGCCAAGUCAACGGCGGUCAGCAGCAAGGUCAGAAGCAGGGAGGCCAGCAGCAGGGUCAGAAGCAGCCCGGUCAGCAGCAAGGUCAGGAUCCCCAGCAGGGCCAGGCCGGUCGCCAGGGUCAAGGUCAGGCCGGACAGCAGCAAGGCCAGGACGGUCAGAAGCAAGGCCAGGCUGGACAGCAGCAAGGUCAAGACGGUCAGAAGGGCAACCUCCGCAACAACGGCCAGGUCGCCAACGGCGGCAGUGGCGGCGCUGGUGCGGGCAAGGGCGGCGCCAGCAAGUCGUCGGCCCUCGGCGGCAUUGGUGCGCCCGAUAUUAGCCAGACCCAGGAUCAGAACCGCCCUUUUGGCGUCUCGGACAACAGCUUCACGACCAAGGGCGAGGCGGUCCAGCGCUCUUGCGAGACGCAGCGCGCGGCUUGCCAGAACGGCGUGCAGUCGGGCGCCGUCAAGAAUGUCGAGAUGCCCGCGUGCGACACCCAGAUGGCCCAGUGCAUCUCUGACCUGUCGUAA
Molecule: messenger RNA, 1611 nt
Organism: Akanthomyces muscarius
Lineage: Eukaryota; Fungi; Ascomycota; Sordariomycetes; Hypocreales; Cordycipitaceae
Exons: 4
Coding region: 1-1611 (536 amino acids)
Source: RefSeq, a predicted model, not a curated record